UUCAAAGCUGUGGGCACUUGGAGAGGACGCCGUUGGUCACUAAGCAGGUCAUUUGAACCAGAAUAUGUUGAAAUACGUGCCAUAAACUCUUGCUAUAUACAUGUUAGUCGCGUUACAGAGAAUUUGGUACUUGUCUCCAGCAACAAAAAUCAGCUAGCAAUUAUUCGUUGAUUGAUCCUCUGUUCCCCAAUUGAAGACAACAUGUCUGUUGCCAAGGAGGAGGCUUUAUCCCCAGAUGAGCUGAGGAAGAGGCUUUACCAAACCUUUAAGAAUCGAGGAGUGCUUGACACACUUAAAACGCAGCUUCGUAAUCAGUUGAUCCAUGAAUUGAAGCACCCCAUCUUGAGUGGAGAAACUGUUCCCAGGCCAGUCCCUAUGAAGUCAGACUCUGUCCUGGUCACCGCUUCUAACAGUCUGGUGGCAGAUCAUUUGAGGAACUCUGGGUAUGAGUACACCCUGUCUGUGUUCUACCCUGAAUGUGGCAUGGGCAAAGAUAAGAUUUUCACUUCAAGGGACCUUCUACAACUUAUGAAAAUCAGCCCACAGUCACCACUUUACAAAUCUCUGGCAUCAAGUACACAGAAAGAGAAUAAGGGUUUCCUGAUGAGUCUCUUGAUAGAAUUAACAGACCGUCAUCUGCAUGGAGAACGACGUGAUGCUGAUACUCAGACCACCAGUACGCCAGCUUAUAGAGAAUCUCUUGUUGACAAGAUGAAAAUGAUCGAUGAGGAGUAUGAAGCUCUCCGCUACAAAGGGGACAAGUGGGUGUCCUAUGAAUCUAAGCUUGCUGCAUAUCAAAAAGAAGUUGAAGCACAGGUUCAAGCCGAAAUGAAUGCAAAGCUGCAACAUUAUAAAGAUGUGGAAAUGUCCAAAGUGAAGAUGGAGGAAAAAGACAAAUCUCGCAAAGAGAUUUUGCAGCUGAGGCAGGACAUGGAGAGGACUUAUGAGAUGAAGUCGGGGGCAUUGAUCAAUAGGGAGAAGAAUGCCAUCGAUCGAUUACAGAAACAACAAGAGAUUGAGGAAAAAGACAUCUAUAUGCAAAGACAAGCUGUGUUGAAAGAGAUAGAAACCGUGCGGAAUCGAGAAGCUGAGCUGAGGUUAAGGAUGGAGGCUUUUGAAAAGACUUGCAAAAUACAGGAAGACAAGACCAAGACCAUGGAGGAGCUGCUGAGAAGAAGAGAGCUUGCAGUGAAGACGACGGAGGACACCUAUGACCAAAAGCUGAAGAAUGAGCUUUCAAGAUAUCAGCUUGAGUUAAAUGAAGAGUACACCAAAAGGACUGAAAAACUCACAGAGAAUGAAAAAAGAAACAAAGUGGAGACUAUUCGUGUGCAGAAGGAGUCGGCUGCAAUCGAUGCCAAGCUAGAGGAACACAGCAGAGCUUGUGCUGAGUUGAGACGAUUACAGAUGGAGCUGGACACGUCCCAGUCUCAGUACUCUCUGCUAACACAGCAGAAUGAGCUGCUGAGAGAGAGGCUGGAGACCAUGAAUGACUACCCCACUCUGAGGCGAGAGAGGGUGGAGCAGCAGGCCCAGCUCAGGCUGCUGAUGAAACAGCUGGAGGAAGCUCAGGAGGAGAACCAGCGCCUACGGGCAGAUCUGGGCAAGCCGUCGGUGGAGCAGCUGGCGCUGCAGACGGAGCUGAGGAGGCUGGAGAGUGCCAGGAGGCUGUCAGAGGAGGAGUUUGAUAGCCACAGACAGGUGCUGCAGGCCCAGCUCCACAAUGAGGUGGAGCGCUGUGCCCAGUUGAAGGCCCAGCUCAUAGAUUGUGAGGAGAGGACUCAGUGGAUGACCACCCAUGCAGAGGACAUCAAGAUGCAGCUCCGACAAACACAACUAGCUCUAGAGAACGAAGUCCUGCGUAACCCUAAGCCCUCCCUAGUGGACCGCUCAGUGCUGGAGCUCAAUCCUGAUAAACUAGUGCCCCCUGAUAUCUAUGUGGACAAAGGUGUCCUGAGAGCCUGGGUGGCUGGUUAUGAUGACGUGUGUGAAGCAGGUGUGAUGCCCUCUCAAGGGCGCAGGUCUCGCUGGAGUCGGAGCAGCUCCCCAGACUCUGACGCUGAGCUGGUGGCCGGGGCCAAGGCCAGGAUCAGAGAGCUGGAGAAGGAGGCGGAGACACUGGAGGAAGCUUACAGGAACUACCAGCAGAGGGCGGUGCACGCCGCCGUGUCUCACAUGCUGCCCCCGCGAUGCCUCUCACCCCAACAAGCACCGGUAUCACCCCGCCCUCACUCAACUCAGAGGCAACAUAUCUCUCACCAACGCCCUCGCUCGCCCCAAAGACAACAGUCCCCCCAACCUUGCCCCCACUCACCCCAGCAUCCACAAGUCUCCCACAGACCUCUCUCGCCUCAACAACAACCCCCUCCCCAGCGUACCAGAGCCCCCGCCUCUCCCCAACCCAGAGUGACCUUCGCUGAAGGCCCGUCCCAGGAUCAGUACCCUGUUCCAGGGAGCGGAAGGGAGUUCCAGUCUCUGGACUUCAGUGAGGCCCGGUUUUCAGGAGACAGACACCCCCUGGAAGGCACCUCCUCUCCCCACAGGCGCCUGUCUUCCACACCCCUCUCCCUCUCCAGGAGCCAGCUUCACACAGAGCCUGUGGAAGAGGCUGAGGUAUCGUCUGUGGCGUUUCCUGUGCUGUCUCCUGAGAGGCAGCUCUCCCCCCUCCCCCUGCCCCGCGGAGAGGUAGCGUGCUCAGGGGACUUUACCUCAGAUCUCUCCCCACCUCGCAGCCCUCAGCUCAGGAGCACUGCACGAGGCCAAUGCAGUCCACCACAGGUACAGCAAAUCAUCUUCUCCAGUUCCGAGUCAGAGUCUUCCCCUCAGCCUGAGAAGAUAACCAUUGAAGAUCUCACGGAGCCUUUGCCAGAGCCCAGCCACAUUCCAGAGCUGCUCCUGGACACGGCGGGCAAUGAGGAGGAGGCCCUUGACGGGCCCCUGUCUGUCCCCCUGUCUCGGGCCCCUUGGGACCUCACUGAGGUUCAGCUGCAGGGGGAAGUUCAACAAACGCUGGAUGAACCUGCCAGACAGGAGGAAGAAGAGGAGCUGAGGUGGGAGCGAGAGAGGAGAGAGAGAGAAGAAAAACGACAGCGGGAAAAGGAGGAAGCCCAGGAGAAGGAGCUGAGGGAACUGGAGAGAUUGGAGAAAGAAAGGUUAUUGGAAGAAGUGCAGCAGUAUGGAGAGGAGGUGGGGGGAGAUGAAGAGAAGGAGGAGAGAAGAGGGCAGGAAGAACUGAAGGAGGCAGAAGAGCCUGAGGAGAAAGCCCCGUCCUCGGACAAAGAUCCACUCCAGAAGUACCUGAAGAUGAUCAUGGAGCAAAGACGGAGUCCGCAUGUACAGAUCCCUGCUGGGAGAGAGGAGCCAGAACACAGGAGCCCCGAGGCCAAGAGCUUGUCUGAUGAGAAAGAUGAUAGCAUUGCGUUCUCACAUGAAGAUGCAGAUGAGUUCUGGUGAGGUGGCAAAGAGUGUGAGUGUGAAAGGUACAAUACUGCUGUACGUUUUACUUUGUUGUUUUUAGAUGUUUAAGUUGUAUAAAUGUCAGUCUUGGUUCAUUGACACGAAUAAACCUUCGAUUUAUAAAUCACACAGUGCCUCAAAGUGACUUAUCGACACUUGCUUACAACUUAUUUUUUUUUGUGUGUGUACCAUGACAUUAGGUUCUAUGCCCAUUUGACAUGGAAAAUAAAUGCAGUACAUAAUUGA
Oncorhynchus masou masou (cherry salmon) is the source of this 3702-nucleotide messenger RNA. It is a transcript of the gene ofd1, whose product is annotated as OFD1 centriole and centriolar satellite protein. The record is from RefSeq and is a predicted model, not a curated record. Gene Ontology annotation, biological process: epithelial cilium movement involved in determination of left/right asymmetry. Gene Ontology annotation, molecular function: protein binding. Gene Ontology annotation, cellular component: ciliary basal body; centrosome. Lineage: Eukaryota; Metazoa; Chordata; Actinopteri; Salmoniformes; Salmonidae.